UUUUUUUUUACAAGUGGGCUCGUUUCUUUUUAUUACAACUUUAUCAUGACAACUGAAAUUUUGCCGUUUGUUUCUGUCCAAGCGGAUUGGGAUCAGGUAGUUAGAGAAGUUGCUUCAAACACAAUUCCUAGUGGUUCAUUUUGGAUAGCUUGUUACCUAAAAGGUAAAGAAAGUGUACAAGGAUCCGUAGAGGUCAAUCGUACCAAGGAUUACGAAAUUACUCUUGAAGGAAAGGAUGAUGUUGUCGUUACUAAUUUGAAUUCGCGUGCCUUUAAAGUGGAGUGCCCUAAAUUAGGAAUAAAAGAUAUUACUGUCUAUAGCUCUAAACAAGAAUUUAGUUUAAUUAAAGAUAAGCCAGUUAAUUGUCUCGACAUUUCACCUAAUGGCCAAUUAUUUGCAGCAAGUCAUGAAUCAAAAGCAUCAAUAGGAUCAAUUAUGGAUGGCAAUAUUUCGACCGUACUUGAAGGUCAUGUUAGUGAUGUCACAACAGUUGAAUUCUUUCCAAGCAACUUGGUAGUUUUGACAGGUGGCGCAGAUUUCCAGCUUAAAAUCUGGUCUGUAUUAGAUGGUAGUAAUCCAGUCACUCUUAAAGGGCAUACUUCAGCUAUUACAAAUACCGCAAUCAUUUCAAAGGGACGUAAUGUGUUAUCUUCGUCUCGUGAUGGUACAAUCAAGUUAUGGAACUGCGGCACAUCCUCUACAAUAACUACAAUGGGUAAUUAUAAGGUACCCGUAAACAAAAUUAUCCUCACUCAACUUCCAUCCCAAUAUGAGGCAGCACCUAUAGAAACAUUAGAUCCUAUGGAGGUAGAAACAAGUGAUAAACUUGUAUUAGCUGCAUUAGACGAUGGAAGUGUACGAGGCAUUCAUUUAGGCACUAAAGAAGAGAUUUUUGCAAUACCUACAAAUGGUAUUCCCUUAACAGCUAUUGCAUUUGAUCAAGAAACGGAGAUCAUUUUUAUAGGCAAUAAAGAUGGCUUUAUGUUAGCUUAUUCUCUCAAAGAACAAAAGAUAGUAUCGCAGUGGAAGCGAAAUGGAUACAUGAUCACAUCUAUUGUUAUUAUGUUGAAUAAAAAUGGAGAAAAGAUUUUGUGCAUCAGUAGUGCGGACGGAAGUGUUUACCAAACAGCCUCUUUAACAAACACAAAAAUUCAAGUAGAAGCUGAGUUGACGGGGAAUGAAUUGGAAGCUGUUUAUGAUAUGAAGUUAGUUCCUACUAAACACGAAUCAGGAUAUCAACGAGUUGCGUGUGCAGUUCGAGAUGGGAAAAUAAGGAUUUAUUAGAAGAGUCAUAUUUUACUAUUGCAUAAAGGUCAUUAAUAUAAUAAAUUUCAAGUCUAAAAUUGCGAUGAUACUGCUUGUUUAUUGUCCAAACAAUUCAAAAGGCUUCAUGGAUAUAUUUUGCACUUUUUUUCUUAUUCUUUUUAGACUCCUAAAAAUUUAGAGACUUUCUAGCAAGUUUAAGCUAUGUAAUUACAGACAUGAACAUAAGUUUUUUUUUAAAAAAAAAA
Molecule: messenger RNA, 1511 nt
Organism: Cokeromyces recurvatus
Lineage: Eukaryota; Fungi; Mucoromycota; Mucoromycetes; Mucorales; Mucoraceae
Product: WD40-repeat-containing domain protein
Exons: 9
Coding region: 46-1284 (412 amino acids)
Molecular function (GO): protein binding
Source: RefSeq, a predicted model, not a curated record